This is a messenger RNA of Drosophila busckii, 1714 nucleotides long. RefSeq names its product aldehyde dehydrogenase, mitochondrial. NCBI's taxonomy places the organism in Eukaryota, Metazoa, Arthropoda, Insecta, Diptera, Drosophilidae. Gene Ontology annotation, molecular function: aldehyde dehydrogenase (NAD+) activity. The record is from RefSeq and is a predicted model, not a curated record. Bases 134 to 1693 code for a protein of 519 amino acids. The transcript has 4 exons.
AUUCCUGCGUUAAUUGGAAAAACCAAUGAAGCUUUUUUUUUUAUAAAUAAACGUUUUGAUCUGAUAAGUGAAUUAUCAAGCACCAUCGUUCCUUUCCAAAUAUAGUUUUAUUCUUGCUCGAGAUCUUUUUGAAAUGUUGCGGAUUUUGAAAAGUAGCCUUCUUGUACGUGAUCAAUCAAGAAAUAAGGUGGCUGCGGCACUCUUUUCAGAGAUGCCCAUGCCAGACAGAUGUCCCGAAGUUAAAUAUACAGGUGCAUUCAUCAAUAAUGAUUGGCACAAAAGUAAGACCGGGGAGACCUUUCCUUCCAUUAAUCCUACCACCGAGGAAACCAUCACCGAGGUGGAGUCCUGUGGCAAGGAGGAUAUUGAUUUCGCAGUAGAAUCAGCACGAAGGGCCUUCAAAUUAGGUUCACCUUGGCGUCGAAUGGAUGCUUCUGAUCGUGGACGGCUGCUAUACCGCCUGGCUGACCUUAUUGAACGCGAACGCGUCUAUUUGGCCAGUUUGGAGACUGUUGAUAAUGGGAAGCCUUACUUUAUGUCCUACAAUGUCGAUGUACCGUUGUCAGUUAAAAACUUGCGUUACUUCGCCGGAUGGGCUGACAAGAAUCAUGGAAAGACGAUUCCAAUGGACGGUGAAUUUUUUACUUAUACCCGACACGAGCCUGUUGGUGUGUGUGGUCAAAUAAUACCAUGGAAUUUCCCAAUGCUAAUGAUGGCUUGGAAAUUGGGACCCGCCUUGGCUACUGGUAACACCGUUGUAAUAAAACCCGCGGAGCAAACCCCUUUGACUGCCCUAUACGUUGCCCAAUUGGUAAAGGAAGCUGGAUUUCCUGAAGGUGUUGUUAAUGUAGUUCCGGGGUUCGGUCAAACUGGCGCCGUCUUAGCGAACCACACCGAUGUUGAUAAAGUGGCGUUCACUGGCUCUACAGAAGUGGGAAAACUAAUUCAGCAGGCAUCUGGAAACACCAAUCUCAAACGUGUAACCCUGGAGUUGGGAGGCAAGUCACCAAAUAUUGUACUUGAUGACUGUGACUUGGAAUAUGCAGUAGAGACUUCCCAUUUCGGUCUUUUCUUCAACAUGGGUCAGUGUUGCUGCGCCGGCUCCCGUACAUUCGUGCAAGACAAAAUCUAUGAUGAGUUCGUAGAGCGUAGUGUUGAGCGUACCAAGAAGCGUACAAUUGGUGAUCCGUUCGAAACAAAAACGGAGCAGGGGCCCCAAAUCAGUGAAGAACAUAUGGAUAAAAUUUUGUCCAUGAUAGAAACUGGUAAAGAGCAAGGAGCUAAGCUUGUGGUUGGUGGUAGCCGACCAGAUGGCAUUCCGGGCUAUUUUGUUCAGCCCACAGUGUUUGCCGAUGUUCAAGAUGACAUGACUAUUGCUCGUGAAGAAAUUUUUGGUCCAGUUCAGCAGAUUAUUCGCUUUAAGGAUCUCGACGAGGUCAUUGAGCGGGCAAACAAUUCGGACUACGGCCUAGCCGCUGCUGUCUUUACAAAGGAUAUUGAAAAGGCUAAUUAUAUUGUUGACCAUCUUCGUGCCGGCACGGUGUGGGUUAACACAUACAAUGUUCUCACUGCCCAGGCACCUUUUGGGGGCUACAAGAUGUCUGGCCAGGGUCGGGAGAAUGGAGAGUAUGCACUGUCCAACUAUACAGAGGUGAAGUGUGUUAUUGUAAAACUGAAACAGAAGACCUCUUAAUAAAAUCAAUAAGUUUCUUAA